Messenger RNA from Manis pentadactyla (Chinese pangolin), 2295 nucleotides. It is a transcript of the gene POU5F1, whose product is annotated as POU class 5 homeobox 1. The transcript has 5 exons. Bases 1 to 1083 code for a protein of 360 amino acids. Gene Ontology annotation, biological process: regulation of transcription by RNA polymerase II. The record is from RefSeq and is a predicted model, not a curated record. Gene Ontology annotation, molecular function: DNA-binding transcription factor activity, RNA polymerase II-specific; RNA polymerase II cis-regulatory region sequence-specific DNA binding. Lineage: Eukaryota; Metazoa; Chordata; Mammalia; Pholidota; Manidae.
AUGGCGGGACACCUGGCUUCCGACUUUGCCUUCUCGCCCCCACCGGGAGGUGGAGGUGAAGGGCCUGGAGGGCCAGAGCCAGGCUGGGUUGACCCUCGGACCUGGCUGAGCUUCCAAGGCCCUCCUGGCGGGUCAGGAAUUGGGCCAGGGGUUGGGCCAGGCGCUGAGGUGUGGGGGAUCCCCCCAUGCCCCCCACCGUAUGAGUUCUUUGGAGGGAUGGCAUACUGUGGACCUCAGAUUGGAGUGGGGCUGGCGCCCCAAGGCGGCCUGGAGACCUCUCAGCCGGAGACAGAGGUGGGAGCCAGGGCGGAGAGCAACUCCGAAGGGGCCUCCCCUGAGCCCUGCGCUGUCCCCGCUGGUGCCGUGAAGCUGGAGAAGGAGAAACUGGAGCAAAAUUCGGAGGAGUCCCAGGACAUCAAGGCUCUGCAGAAAGACCUCGAGCAAUUUGCGAAGCUCUUGAAGCAGAAGAGGAUCACCCUGGGAUAUACCCAGGCCGAUGUGGGGCUCACCCUGGGGGUUCUCUUUGGAAAGGUGUUCAGCCAAACAACCAUCUGCCGCUUUGAGGCUCUGCAGCUCAGUUUCAAGAACAUGUGUAAGCUGCGGCCCCUGCUGCAGAAGUGGGUGGAGGAAGCUGACAACAAUGAAAAUCUACAGGAGAUAUGCAAAGCAGAGACCCUUGUGCAGGCCCGAAAGAGAAAGCGAACGAGUAUUGAGAACCGAGUGAGAGGCAACUUGGAGAACAUGUUCCUGCAGUGCCCAAAACCUACGCUGCAGCAGAUCAGCCACAUUGCCCAGCAGCUCGGGCUUGAGAAGGAUGUGGUCCGAGUGUGGUUCUGCAAUCGUCGCCAGAAGGGCAAACGAUCUAGCAAUGACUACUCUCAACGAGAGGAUUUUGAGGCUGCUGGGGCUCCUUUCUCAGGGGGACCUGUAUCCUUUCCUCUGGCACCAGGGCCCCAUUUUGGUACCCCAGGUUAUGGAGGCCCUCACUUCACUACACUGUACUCCUCGGUCCCUUUCCCUGAGGGUGAAGCCUUUCCCUCUGUGUCUGUCACCACUCUGGGUUCUCCCAUGCAUUCAAACUGAGGUGCUGGCCCUUCCCAGGAAUGGGGGGCAGAGAAAGGGGGAGAGCUAGGGAAAGAGAGGCCUGGGAUUUUCACCAGAGCUUUGGGAGUAAGUUCUUUAUUCACUAGGAAAGAAUUGGGAACACAAAGGGUGUGGGGGCAGGGAGUUUGGGGGAACUGGUUGGAGGGAAGGUGAAGUUUAAUGAUGCUCUUGAUUUUAAUCCCCACAUCACUCAUCACUUUGUUCUUAAAUAAAGAAGCCUGGGACACGGUAGGUGGGUACUUUUGUCUUUGGUUUAUCCCCUUUGGUGACUGGAGGGCGUGGGGAUGGGGAUGCCCAAUAGUGCAUAUUAACAGGGUCAUUAAUGCAAAUGACCCUGAGACCAAGGGGCCAUGUGGACUGCUUACAGGGAUACAUGCUGUUGGGGAGACUUGGUGUUGGAACCUGAGUUAAUUUGUAGAGGGGCCCUUAGAGGUGUGAGCUGUCACUUGAGGCCUAGGGCAGUUUAAGUUGAGUGCUUUACUUCUGCCCACACAUGCAAUUAUGUAGGCCCAUUCCCUGGUAGGAGCUGGCUUUUGCUUUCCUCAUUCAAAGUUCUCAGUGGAUUUAUAUUGAGAAAUUAAGGUUUAGAUGCUUGUUUCUGUGUACCGUUCCCAGCCAGAAACUCCACCUUGCGCAUUCUUGAUACCAGGGUCCCUUUGAUUUCCACAUAGGGUUUUUGCCUACCCUGGCCAGGAGUGAUUCACCAAAGACCCUCACUUUAAGUCUAGGCUCUGCCACGAUGUGGUUGGGGCCCUGCUGUGGAACGGUUCCUUGAUGUGGAAAAAAUCCAUUGGUGAAUCUAAGUAGGAAUAGAAGGGAAUGGACAUGGAGGUUUGCAAUAUAAGAUCAAGAUAAGACUUUACUCUAGAAACGCUGCUUUGACAGGAUCUUGAUGUGGUGGAAGCCUCAUAGAACAAAGUGUACUGUACAUGGGUUUGGCUGAUCCACACUAGACCUGGUCAGCACCUGCUCUAGCUGGGGUACAGGUUUUCUGUUUUCUCUGGUAGUCUGGUAAAGUUUGUAAAAAUUCUAUCAUCCUCAUGAACUGGACCAGACUCCUCUUACCUUACUUUAAUAGCAGUGGAAUGCUUUUCCUUUAAAAUAGAUACCAUAAUCACCUUUUUUCCCAUCUCCUACCUCAGCUCAUUUCAUGUAUUUGUACCUUUUCAAUGAUUGGGUUCCUACUUUUCU